UGGGCGGAGGGACGGGGCGCUGGUCGGGAACAUUCACAGGCAGGCGGACAGGACUGACCAUUCACAGAGAGACUGGCUGUACAUGGAGCCCUGGGGUGAGCUGCCCUGACACUGUCCCGGAUGCUGCUGAAUACGUGCUCAGAAACACCAACCUAAUCUCCUACUCUGUGCUCAUUGCAUUGUCUUUCGUUCCCUGAAUGCCAUAUUGUGACACCUCAAAUAGCCAACGGGCCCUGAGUGAAAGAUCCUUUUUUGCUUACGGAAAACCUGUUCCUAACAUCAACUAUUCUGGGAUACUAGGACAUAAAGACGUUACGUCUUGUUUUUCUGAUCUCAUACUGUCAUCUGGACAUUUUCGCAGCAGGACAUCACUGCCACCUAGGACAGUCAACAACUCAACAUUUUGUUUGGCUUCUGCUCUAUAGAAGUGACCAUCAGAAGACUUGCUGGAGCAGUGUGCCAGCAGUAAUCAAAAUAUUCCUUGAUACAAAAAGCCUGGGUACGUUGACCACUUUGAAGACCAGGCUGGGACGACAGCCCACAGCGAAAGCUCCUGACCCCACCACAAAAAUAAAUCCAAAGACCCUGGCAGCGGUGGGGGCCAGAGAAGCCGGUAUCAGCCACUGGAUACUUGGGACUCCUGGAUAGUGUAGGCCUAACACUUGGGGCCCCUGUGGCCCUUGGCCUUUCAGAGUCUCAUAUUCCUUGUUAGUGCUCUGGUCAUGGCAAAGUGGUUUAAAGAGCUACCGCAGACAUUGAAGAAUGUUUCGGACAGAGCCAAACCUGGACCACCAGGAGCCAAAACACUGCCUAAAGUUGGAGCCUCACGUAAAAACUCAUGCUCUGAUUCAGUCGGGUCUGCUAUGAAAAACCGGAAGAAUUCUUCCUCUGAUGGGUUUGGAAAAGGACUCAAGGAUACCCGAUUAUCGCGGGAAAGCUUACAUAGCCUGCUGCCAGGCAAAAGCAGGAAAAAUUCGAAAGACGAGGCUGCAGGUCUCCGACCACCGAAAGGUCACAGUACUUUUUUAAAUCGCCUUAUUAGAGUGGACACAAACCUUCUGGAAAAGAAUGGUCACAAUUUUCAGGGCUCUGAGGAGCAACAGCAAGUCCAAGAUCAGGAGAGGCGGCUCAAAGAGGAAACCAUAAUAAUCUUGGACGAUUACGCGGACCCUUUCGAUGCCAAACGCACAAAGGGGCAACGUGAUGCAGAGCGCGUCGGCGAGAAUGAUGGCUACAUGGAACCGUAUGACGCUCAGCAGAUUAUAACCGAAAUUCGCCGCAGAGGCUCCAAAGAUCAACUCAUCACUGACCUGCAGCUAUUGGAGCUGAGUGCCUUGAGUGAAGUAAAGGCUGAUCCCAAGAAGCCAUUGACUCAAGAGGUACCGGGGAAGCCACCACAACUGUAUGACACGCCAUACGAGCCGCCUGAGACAGAAGGUGAAGCAGAUGGGCAGGAGAAGAAACAGCGGGUAGUUGAGGGGCCGCGUCCGGAGAAUGACGAAAGGCCUGCAGGGGAGUACGAACAGCCAUGGGAGUGGAAGAAGGAGCAUAUUGUCAGAGCACUUUCAGUUCAGUUUGAGAGCACCGAGCGGUCAUCCGCUAAAGAGGAAGUUUCCAAGAUACACCAGCGGCAGAAGAGCUGGACCUCAAAAGUUCUGAAGCAGCAGCAGCACCCAGAACAGUGUGAGAAAGUAGAUCCCACCUUGCCCCUGGAGAAACAGAGUUGGUACCACGGAGCCGUGACACGUGCAGAAGCUGAGACCCGGCUACAGUCCUGUCGAGAGGCCAGUUACUUGCUGCGCAACAGCGAGUCUGGAAACAGCAAGUACUCUAUUGCUUUAAAGACCAGUCAGGGCUGUGUUCACAUCAUCAUCGCUCAAACCAAAGAUAACAAAUAUACUCUAAACCAGACAGGAGGCGUUUUCAACAGCAUCCCAGAAGUGGUCCAUUACUACUCCAACCAAAAACUUCCCUUUAAGGACGCAGAACACAUGAGCCUUUUAUAUCCCGUACACAGCAAGUUGCAUUGACUUCAUCAAUGUUCCCAUGUGUGUAUAAAUCACAAUUCCAACUAUUAUCUUGUAUUUUUUGACCAAUGCGUUGACAGUACUCCCACCGAUUCUUUAAUAGUCUUAUCCCCGAGCAGUUUGUCCCCCGUCCUGUCUCUCUGCGCCAUAAAUCCCAGUUCAUCCAUCAAGAUGUGUGAAUUUCAUACUACUAUGUACCUUAAUUACCUUUUUAUAUUUUCUACCCCACCGUUCACAGCUAGUUGCAUUGAUUGUUUGAUUAUCAGAAAAGAGAACGUCAAUAUUACUGCACUGACAAAUCAGACAAGUGUUAGCUUUACGGCCAAGUACUCAUUUACUGAUGGAGAAAGUAGACAGUCUUAUGGAUUUAAACCUAUGAUUUUUCGGUGCGUGUGUAAAAAAGGAGAGGAUAGAAAUGGCACCUGAAUGUAUCGGUUUAGAGAUUGUAUUUUGUUUGUGGUUUUUGUUUGUUUUUAAGGGAUGUAGUAUGUGGCAAUUUCAGAAUUAGUUUAUGGAAAGCAUCAGAAUGUGUUGGUAUGUGAAUAAUCUAGAUCUAUUUAGUGUAUGAAUUAAUGUUAAAAAUAGAGGAAAGGUUCGAGAGGAAAUAAAAGAUUCAUCCUACCCUUUAAAACCAGGUUUUGACAAUCCCAGGGAGGGUCUGUGCAAGGUUCCACCCACUAUCUGAUCCACAUUGUAUGGAUUAAUUUUGCAAUCUCUGACAGUGAUGACAUACGUCUGGCACUCAGAGGCCUAUGAAUAAUACCCAUUGUUGCCUAAGGAGUUGCCAUCAUUCAUUAAGACCAGAUUUAACUUAUCUGGCAAAUAGCCCACUGUCCUUAUUAUCCAGUAUUCUGUUACUAGUGCAUAUAUCAGAACAUAUAAAAUACUGUGACAGUACAGGAUCAGACAUGAGUGGAGAGGUUAACGUCGAUUUUGGAACUGACAUGAGAUGGAGGAAGCACAAAAUGAGAGUAGUGGGGGAUUGAAGCAUGAGAGCACCAAAAGGGGACGAAGAAAUUGUGAAUGAAAAUGGGUCUGUACUCUUUCUUUACCUGAGUUUUGCAGAAGAUUUAGCAGUAGGUUUUAAAAAAAUAUAUAUAUAUAUAUAUAUAUUUUACAAGAUCUCGAUUAGGUUGGUUGCUUGUCAAUGUACACCAGCCUGAUCGAGAGAGAUGGUGAGCGUCUAGUAGAGAACAAAUCUCACUGCUUGAUUCUAAUAGAUCAUCUACCUUUUUUAAAAAAAACAAAUACUGGGGAUUUACCGAACAGCCCUGUAAAAGCGGUUUAUUAAAUGUACUUACUAGAAAUUACUUGAUACAAUGAAAACCAUAGCUAGAGUAACAGAAACAUUUGAAUUCAAAGAGAAUUUAAAAUUUAAGUUCAAAAUAGCAAAAUUUAAAAAAUAAUUAUCCAAGUCGUUGGUUUUAGAUUGGCUACAGUGGCCUUAAAUCUGAAAUUCCCUUUAAAUUCUCAUUUUAGUAAAUAACCCUGGCUGUCCGUGUAAGAUUAAAAUCCCUGCCUGUAAAACAUUGCAAAACUAAACGUUGCACUUUCUCUGAGCACUAGAGGGUGCUAGCAUUCCAACCAGUGCUGUACUGUGCUGGUGUCAAGAAAAAUAUAUACGCUUGUACCAUAAUUGUAUACAUGCAAAUAAACGUUUGUAAAUGUG
Messenger RNA from Pelobates fuscus (common spadefoot toad), 3696 nucleotides. RefSeq names its product Src homology 2 domain containing E (gene SHE). The record is from RefSeq and is a predicted model, not a curated record. Bases 723 to 2030 code for a protein of 435 amino acids. NCBI's taxonomy places the organism in Eukaryota, Metazoa, Chordata, Amphibia, Anura, Pelobatidae. The transcript has 7 exons. Gene Ontology annotation, molecular function: phosphotyrosine residue binding.